GAGUGUUCCCCCGUUUAACCAUCGGUGGCAACGUAAAAUGGCCGCCCUCUGGCUCCAACCGCGAGGUCUCUUGUGUGGCAAGUAAACAGCAUUGUGAGUUCAUAUAUGUCCGUGAUCCCUAAUUUGGGGCCCAGCGGACAUAGUAAUAAUAGAAUCACGUGGAAACUACCUUGGGAGUUAUUCCCAACACUCCCAAGAUGUGUUUGCAACCAUGGUCAGCCGCAACUUUAAGAAUGUGCUGGUGGUGUCGCUGGGCUUUCUGUCGCUCUUCACGGCGUAUGGUGGACUGCAGAGCCUCCAGAGCAGCCUGAAUGCGGAGGAGGGCAUGGGUGUGACAUCUCUGAGCGUCAUCUAUGCGUCCAUCAUCAUCUCCUCCAUGUUCCUGCCUCCCAUCAUGAUCAAGAACCUGGGCUGCAAGUGGACCAUCGUGGCCACCAUGGCUUGUUACGUCUCCUACUCCUUCGGGAACCUCUACCCGGGAUGGUACACGCUUAUCCCCACCUCUGUGAUCUUGGGCUUGGGGGGCUCCCCUCUGUGGUCGGCCAAGUGUACCUAUCUCACCAUCUCGGGCAACAAGCAGGCGGCCGUGGAGGGCAAGAAGGGUUCGGACGUCAUCAACCAGUACUUUGGCAUCUUCUUCUUCAUCUUUCAGUCGUCGGCCGUGUGGGGGAACCUCAUGUCCUCUCUCAUCUUCGGGCAGGACACUAACAUAGCCGACAUUUCGGAAGAGCAGCUCCGGGGUUGCGGGGCCGCAGACUGCGGCCUGACGAUCCCCUCGAACAGCACCACCAGCAGGCCGGAGCAGAAACUGGUGUGGACCCUGGUCGGAUGCUACAUUGGCGUCGGCGUGCUGGCCAUGCUGAUCGUGGCCGUGUUCCUGGACAACAUCGACCAGGAGCGGGCCAGUCGUUUCCGCGGCAGCGGCGAGCCUUUCUGCCACACCUUCCUGGCCACUUUCCGUCUUCUGAAGGACUGGCGGAUGCUCAUCCUCAUCCCGCUCACCAUGUACAGCGGCUUUGAGCAGAGCUUCCUCGCCGGCGAGUACACCAAGAACUACGUGACGUGCGCCUUGGGUAUUCACUACGUGGGCUUUGUGAUGAUGUGUUUCGGGGCAUCUAAUUCCCUUUGCUCCUUCCUUUUUGGACGACUGGCUCGCUACACCGGCAGGGCGGCGCUAUUCUUACUGGCGGCGGUGGCGAACUUCUCAUGCAUCAUUGGGUUGUUGUACUGGAGGCCUCAUCCUGACCAGUUGGUUGUCUUCUUUGUGUAUCCCGCCCUGUGGGGAAUGGCGGACGCCAUUUGGCAGACGCAGACCAACGCGCUGUACGGCAUCUUAUUCCCCGCCGAGAAGGAGGCGGCCUUCGCCAACUACCGCAUGUGGGAAUCUCUGGGCUUUGUGAUUGCGUUUGCAUACAGCACCUUCUUGUGUCUGGAGUACAAACUGUACAUCCUGCUGGCAAUGCUGCUGCUGACCGCCGUCACCUACCCGGUGGUGGAGUACCACGAGCACAAGAACCCCACCAAAGCCGAGGACGACCAACACGACAAGGAAGCCGUUGCCAUGGCAACGGCUUUCCCAACUGGCAAAGUUUCCUGCCAGACCCGACUUUGAACAAACAACACUGUAAGCUGCUACCAUAAUCACAACAACAAUGGCUCAAAAGUGUUUUUUUUAUUUAUUUUUUAAAUUUUACUCAUACAAACAUCACCUGAACAAAGUUGAUCUUACCCUUUUGUAAAAUAACAACUGUACGUACAUUCUAUACUUAUUUUAAAUUAUUGUAUUAAAUAUACUAUGUUGUA
This is a messenger RNA of Syngnathus acus (greater pipefish), 1803 nucleotides long. RefSeq names its product unc-93 homolog A (gene unc93a). The coding region runs from base 212 to 1612 and encodes 466 amino acids. The record is from RefSeq and is a predicted model, not a curated record. The transcript has 9 exons. NCBI's taxonomy places the organism in Eukaryota, Metazoa, Chordata, Actinopteri, Syngnathiformes, Syngnathidae.